Arachis stenosperma is the source of this 2224-nucleotide messenger RNA. Its product is annotated as pentatricopeptide repeat-containing protein At5g65570. The transcript has a single exon. Gene Ontology annotation, molecular function: protein binding; zinc ion binding; RNA binding. Bases 16 to 2052 code for a protein of 678 amino acids. Lineage: Eukaryota; Viridiplantae; Streptophyta; Magnoliopsida; Fabales; Fabaceae. The record is from RefSeq and is a predicted model, not a curated record. Gene Ontology annotation, biological process: RNA modification.
GUAUAGCAUGAAAAUAUGAACUUUUAUUAUUCUCUGAUUGCACAAUGCGCGCACACAAAAUCCUUAACAAUCCUCAGAGCACUGCACAGCCACGUCAUCAAAUCCUGUGCCUCGUACUUAUCUUUUGGUGGCCACAAGCUUAUUCAUGGCUACAUUAAGUGCGGCAGCCUUGAUGAUGCACGCAAGCUGUUCGACGAAAUGCCCAACAGACACAUAGUGACUUGGAAUUCCAUGAUCUCUUCUCAUAUCAAUCAUGGCAGGAGCAGAGAAGCCCUUGACCUCUUUGGUAACAUGCUUGUUGAGGGUGCUCUGCCAGAUGCUUACACUUUCUCUGCUAUCUUGAAGGCCUUUGCAGAGAUGGGUGUUUUGAGCCACGGCCAAAGGGCUCAUGGGUUGGCUGUGGUUUUGGGUUUGGAGGUCUUGGAUGGGUUUGUUGCUAGUGCUAUAGUCGAUAUGUAUGCCAAGUUUGGUAGAAUAAGGGAUGCCGGUUUAGUCUUUCAGCGUGUUUUAGAUAAAGAUGUUGUCUUAUGCACUGCAUUGAUUGUAGGCUAUUCUCAACAUGGUUUUUAUAGUGAGGCCUUGGAGGUUUUUGAGGACAUGGUUGACAGGGGAGUCAAGGCUAAUGAAUAUACUCUUGCUAGUGUAUUGAUAAGUUGUGGUAAUCUUGGGGAUUUGGUUAAUGGUCAGUUGAUUCAUAGUCUUCUUGUUAAAUCUGGUCUGGAAUCUGUUGUUGCUUCUCAGACUUCGCUUCUUACCAUGUAUUCGAAAUGUGGCAUGGUUGAGGAUUCUAUGAAGGUUUUUAAUCAUCUUGCUUAUGCAAGUCAGGUAACUUGGACAUCUUUUAUAGUGGGUCUUGUGCAAAAUGGGAGGGAGGAGGUUGCUGUCUCAGUUUUCAGGGAGAUGAUGCGCUGUUCGAUGAAUCCAAAUCCUUUCACGUUAUCUAGUAUUCUUCAGGCAUGUUCAAGCCUUGCAAUGCUUGAAGUAGGGGAACAAGUUCAUGCCAUAACUCUGAAAACAGGAGUGGGAGGAAAUAAGUAUGUCGGUGCUGCACUGAUUAAUUUGUAUGGAAAAUGUGGAUAUAUAGAUAAGGCUAGGUCUGUUUUUGAGGUGUUGAUGGAGUUAGAUUUAGUAUCUAUCAACUCAAUGAUCUAUGCUUAUUCCCAAAAUGGAUUUGGCCAAGAAGCACUUCAGCUAUUUGAAAGAAUUAAAAAGUUGGGACAUGAGCCUAAUGGUAUGACAUUUACGAGCAUUCUCUUGGCAUGCAAAAAUGCAGGGUUAGUUGAAGAAGGCUGUCAAAUAUUUUCCUCCAUUAGGAACAACCACAAUAUUGAGUUGACGAAAGACCAUUUUGCUGGCAUGAUUGACUUGCUAGGACGAUCUAAGAGAGUUGAAGAAGCUGCAAAGUUGAUAGAGGAAGUGAGAAAUCCAGAUGUGGUACUGUGGAGGACACUGCUAAACGCUUGUAGGAUUCACGGCGAGGUAGAGAUGGCUGAAAAGAUUAUUAAAAAAAUCCAUGAGCUUGCUCCCGGGGAUGGGGGAACUCAUGUCCUCCUGACGAAUCUUUAUGCUUCAGCUGGAAAAUGGAACCAGGUAGUUGAGAUGAAAAGCAAAAUAAGAGAUUUGAAAUUGAAGAAAAGUCCUGCUAUGAGUUGGGUUGAUGUAGAUAGAGAGGUUCACACUUUUAUGGCUGGAGAUUUUUCUCACCCAAGAGCUCACGAGAUUUUUUAUACUUUGCAUGAAUUGGUAGAAAAGGUUAAAAUUCUGGGUUAUAAUCCAGAUACCAGAUUUGUGUUGCAGCAUUUGGACGAUGAUGAGAUGAAGUUGAGUUCUUUAUAUUAUCACAGUGAAAAAUUAGCCAUAGCCUUUGCUUUGUGGAAGACUGGUAGUAGGAAAACUAGUAUAAGGAUUUUUAAGAAUCUUAGAGUUUGUGGGGACUGUCACAGUUGGAUAAAAUUCGUUUCUUUACUCACCGGGAGAGAUAUUAUUGCUAGAGAUGCCAACAGAUUCCAUCAUUUUAAAGGAGGAAUUUGUUCUUGCAAAGAUUAUUGGUGAAUCACAUUUGUUAAUUGUUAUAUCUUAGCCCCUCCGCAGUCUAGAACUCACAUUGUGGAUGGACUCUGCUUGUAUCUGUUGUUAGUUAUGCUGGUAACCUGAAAACCUUGGUAAGUACAGCUAUUGAAACUAUUAGUUGACAAGACUGUUGCGGCUAUAUGGUUCGAUGAUA